Molecule: messenger RNA, 1512 nt
Organism: Rangifer tarandus platyrhynchus (Svalbard reindeer)
Lineage: Eukaryota; Metazoa; Chordata; Mammalia; Artiodactyla; Cervidae
Source: the annotation of a GenBank genome assembly
AUGAGGGUGGUCCGUGGCCUGGAUCCCUUGCCCUGCCUUCUCCUCCUUGUAUUCCUGGACCCCCACAGCCCCAAGGGGGGCCAUCUGCCUCAGCGAAGAUUUGAGUACAAGCUCAGCUUCAAAGGGCCAAGGCUGGCAUUGCCUGGGGUUGGAAUACCCUUCUGGAGCCAUCACGGAGAUGCCAUCCCGGGCCUGGAGGAAGUACGGCUGGCCCCAUCCAUGCGGAACCGGAGUGGCGCCGUGUGGAGUACAACCCCCAUCCUCUUCCCUGCUUGGGAGGUGGAGAUACAGAUGAGGGUGACCGGGCCGGGGCGCCGGGGAGCCCAGGGCAUGGCCGUGUGGUACACCCAGGGCAGGGGCCAGGUAGGCCCUGUCCUGGGGGCGCCGGACUUGGGGAACGGCAUUGGGAUCCUCUUCGACUCCUCAGCCCAAGAUCCCCAGAACAGCCCUGCCAUCCAUGUGCUGGCCAGAGAUGGGCACACCCUCUACGAGCCUCUUGGGGAUGGAGGCAGCCUGGUGCUGGGCUCCUGCCGCCAGGACUUCCGGAACCGGCCGUACCCCUUCAGAGCACGGAUCACCUACUGGGGGCAGAGGCUGCGUGUGUCUUUGAACAGCGGCCUCACUCCCAGCGACCCAGAUGAGGUCUGUGUCGAUGUGGGGCCCCUGCUUUUGGCCCCUGGAGGUUUCUUUGGGGUCUCUGCGGCCACGAGCAUCCUGGCAGAUGACCAUGACGUCCUGUCCUUCCUGACCUUCAGUCUGCGUGAGCCGGGUCCAGAGCCUCUCUCACAGCCCUUCUUGGAGACAGAGCAGCUCCGCCUGGAGAAGCAGCUGGAAGGGCUGCGGGCAAGGCUGGGCCUGGGCACCAAGGAAGACAUGACUCCAAAGCUGAACUAUGGAGUCCAGGAAGAGGGGGAACAAAGCUUCGGCCUAGAGGAGACACUGAAAAGACACAGGCAGAUCCUGCAGACCCUCCAGGGUCUCUCCAAGCACUUGGCACAGGCUGAGCAGCAAUGGAAACAGCAGCUGGGGUCCCCAGGCCAGAUCAGGCCUGAGGGAGGAUGGGACUCAGCCAAGGUCAGUGCCCUACUCCGUGGACAGCAAAACCUGCUGCAAAACCUGCAAGAGAUGAGGGAUGCAGCUGCUCACAUGGCCUCAAGGGCCCAGGUCUUCUACCUGCCCGUGGGCACCAAGCAUCAUUUCUCAGAGCUGGCCCAGAUCCUGAGCCUCCUGCAGAAGGACCUGCGGGGCCCAGCGAGAGCAGCAGCCAAGGACCCUCGCUCACCUGGCAGGUCCCCAAGGGUUUCCUUGUGCCUGCAGCCUGGCAUCUUCCUGUUCUUCCUCCUCAUCCAGACUGUAGGCUUCUUCUGCUAUGUACACUUCAGGUGGAAGCUGGACAAGGGCCUUCAGGACUAUUUGUCCACAUGCAGCCUUCCUCUGAGUUCUACACCACAAAUCCCUAGGGCCCUCGGGGCUCUGCGGAGGCAGCCCUUCUCCCCCAGCAUACAGGCGUGA